Molecule: messenger RNA, 342 nt
Organism: Anneissia japonica
Lineage: Eukaryota; Metazoa; Echinodermata; Crinoidea; Comatulida; Comatulidae
Exons: 1
Coding region: 1-342 (113 amino acids)
Source: RefSeq, a predicted model, not a curated record
AUGCCCUUUCGGCAGGCCGAUCACCUAACAGAUGUUAUGAAGAGAAUGUUCCCUGAUAGCGAAAUCGCCAAAAAAUUAACUAUGAAAAGAACAAAGGCUUCAUAUGUGAUGCAGGAUGGGAUCGCCAGUCAUGAGGUAGACUCUUUGGCAGAAAUUUGCAGAACACAGAAAUUUUCGCUACUCAUUGACGAAUCAACUGAUGUAUCGGUGACACAGAUUUUAGCAGUAGUGGUUAGGUUCUUUCACAAACGAAAGGUAACUGAUGCUCUGCUGGCUGCAGUAGAAGUAGAAGACGGUUCUGCAGAAAGUUUGUACGCCGCUGUGCGAAGUCAAUUCCGAUGA